AUGACAGCUGCAACUGCUACUUACGAAGAAAGGGCUGCGAAGCAUCCAAGCCCAGUCGCUUCCAAAUUGUUACACUUAAUGCAAGAUAAGCAGACUAAUUUAUGUGCAUCAUUAGACGUUCGUACAACCGCUGAAUUGCUGGCAUUGGCAGAUACUUUAGGACCUUAUAUAUGUCUCCUAAAGACGCAUGUUGAUAUUUUGUCGGAUUUUAGCAUGGAAGGGACCGUGAAGCCUUUGAAGGAAUUAUCCGCAAAGCAUAGAUUUCUGAUCUUUGAAGAUAGAAAAUUCGCAGAUAUAGGCAACACCGUUAAACUACAGUAUUCUUCAGGUGUUUAUGAGAUUGCGAAAUGGGCAGACAUUACGAAUGCACAUGGUGUUACCGGUCCAGGUAUUGUAGCAGGCCUAAAACAAGCUGCUGAAGAGGUUACUGAAGAGCCGCGGGGAUUGCUUAUGUUGGCAGAGCUGUCAUCCAAAGGAUCUCUGGCCCACGGAGAUUACACCAAGGGUACCGUGGAGAUCGCCAAAACUGAUAAAAAUUUCGUCAUUGGUUUUAUUGCCCAGCAGAGCAUGGGGGGCAGAGACGAAGGUUUCGAUUGGCUAAUCAUGACUCCCGGUGUUGGACUUGAUGAAAAAGGCGAUGCGUUGGGCCAACAAUACAGAACUGUGGAUGAUGUUAUGUCCACUGGAUCAGAUAUAAUUAUCGUCGGUAGAGGACUAUUCGCCAAAGGCAGAGAUCCAAACGUCGAGGGUGAACGUUACAGAAAAGCCGGGUGGAAUGCUUAUUUGAAGAGAUGUAACCUCGUUUCUCAAGAUUAA
This is a messenger RNA of Zygotorulaspora mrakii, 816 nucleotides long. It is a transcript of the gene URA3, whose product is annotated as orotidine-5'-phosphate decarboxylase. Bases 1 to 816 code for a protein of 271 amino acids. NCBI's taxonomy places the organism in Eukaryota, Fungi, Ascomycota, Saccharomycetes, Saccharomycetales, Saccharomycetaceae. Gene Ontology annotation, cellular component: cytosol. Gene Ontology annotation, biological process: 'de novo' pyrimidine nucleobase biosynthetic process; 'de novo' UMP biosynthetic process. The record is from RefSeq and is a predicted model, not a curated record. The transcript has a single exon. Gene Ontology annotation, molecular function: orotidine-5'-phosphate decarboxylase activity.